GGUUGCUCCGCGGUGCGGAGCGCCGGACCUGGGACCCUGCGGGCGAACGGUCGCGGUGGCGCUCGCCUGCACUCUCUCCUGGCUCCCUGCGCCGGAGCUUCCCGGACCACCUGGACUCCAAGUGAACUCCGGGCCCCGAGCGGUUCUUGCCGGCCAGGAGACGCCCCCUAACCCCCACCAAGGAGUGGUUGUGUCGGACUAGCGGAGCGGCUGGAGGAAGAGGAGGCGGCGCCGCCGGGACAGCCUCUUCCCCGCCCCUCGCGUCUCCUCCCCGCGCCACCGGGAAGGACAAGGGGACUGGGCACUGGGACCCCGGCCAGUGAGCGCCCGUGCCCCGGGGCCGCCCCUCGCGCGCGCUCUCUUGCCGCGAGCCGGGGCAGCUCUCGCUUCACCCGGUGCUGGCCGCAGCCAUGAGCCAGGACGCCGACCCUAGCGGCUCCGAGCAACCGGACAGAGAUGCCCGCAGCGUGCCCGGUGCCCCGGCGCCCACAGCCCCGGGCCCGCGAGGGAUGCAGCCGCCGCCGCCCCCGCCCCCGCCCCCAGCUGGUCUACCCCAGAUCAUCCAAAAUGCCGCCAAGCUUCUGGACAAGAACCCGUUCUCCGUCAGUAACACGACCCCUCUGCUUCCUUCGCCUGCCAGUCUCCAACUGGCUCAACUGCAGGCCCAGCUCACCCUCCACCGGCUGAAGUUGGCACAGACAGCUGUCACCAACAACACUGCAGCCGCCACGGUCCUGAACCAAGUCCUCUCUAAAGUGGCCAUGUCCCAGCCUCUGUUCAACCAGCUGAGGCAUCCGUCUGUGAUCAGUGCCCCCCACAGCCAUACCGGGGUGCCCCAACAUGCUGCAAGUGUGCCCACUGCCCGGUUUCCCUCUGGUACAAUUGCCUUCUCACCCCCUGGCCAGACUCGAGGUCCAGGCCCCUCCGUGAGCCUCCCCAGUCAGCCCCCCAAUGCCGUGGUGGUGCAUCCCUUCAGCGGUGUCAUGCCUCAGACCCCCGCCCAGCCUGCGGUCCUCUUGGGCAUUGGCAAGACUGGGGCAGGUCCCUCGGCAGGAUUCUACGAGUACAGCAAAGCCCCAUCCAGCCAGGCAUACGGCUCUGAAACGGAUGGUCAGCCCAUCUUCCUGCCAGCCUCGGCCUCUGCCUCGGGCAGUGUGGCCUACGAAGGGCCCUACAGCCAAUCAGGACAAGAGGGCCAAGCCGCCUUUCCCAAAGACUUCUAUGGAGCCAACUCCCAAGGGUCGCAUGUGGCAGGCGGGUUUUCAGCUGAGCCAGCUGGGGCCCUGAAGGGUGAGGUAGGUCCACUUCUGCAGGGUCCAAACAGCCAAUGGGAGAGCCCGCACGGAUUCUCUGGCCAGAGCAAGCCCGAUCUCACAGCUGGCCCCAGCCUGUGGCCUCCACCCGCCAGCCAGCCCUACGAACUGUAUGACCCCGAGGAGCCCACCCCGGACAGGACCCCUCCUUCCUUCGGGGGUCGGCUAAACAACAGCAAACAGAGUCUCAGCGGUGCACGGCGCCGGGCCAAGGAGGAGCAGGCAGCACUGUCCGUGCGGCCCCUGCAGCCUCAGGAGCUGAACGACUUUCACGGGGUGGCCCCCCUCCACCUGCCACAUGUCUGCAGCAUCUGUGACAAGAAGGUAUUUGAUUUAAAGGACUGGGAGCUGCAUGUGAAAGGAAAACUCCAUGCUCAGAAAUGCCUGGUCUUCUCUGAAAACGCUGGUGUCCGGUGUGUACUCACGUCUGCAGAGGGCGCUCUGUGUGCCUCUCCCAACAGCCCAGCUGUUUAUAACCCCACUGGGAACGAAGAUUAUGCCUCCAGUCUCGGAACGUCAUAUGCAGCCAUUCCAGCAAGGUCAUUCACUCAGUCGAAUCCCACCUUUCCGUCCGCUUCCCCGGGGACAAAUUUCGUGCAGCGGAAGGCAGGCGCUGGCCGCGUGGUGCACAUCUGCAAUCUUCCAGAAGGGAGCUGCACGGAGAAUGACGUCAUUAACUUGGGGCUGCCCUUUGGAAAGGUCACCAAUUACAUCCUCAUGAAGUCUACGAAUCAGGCCUUUUUGGAGAUGGCUUACACAGAAGCUGCUCAGGCCAUGGUCCAGUAUUACCAAGAAAAAUCUGCCAUGAUCAAUGGUGAGAAGUUGCUCAUUCGGAUGUCUAAGAGAUACAAGGAGCUGCAGCUGAAGAAACCUGGGAAAAACGUGGCGGCCAUCAUCCAGGACAUCCACUCCCAGAGGGAGAGGGACAUGUUCCGGGAAGCAGGCAGAUACGGCCCCGAAAGGCCACGGUCUCGCAGUCCCGUGAGCCGGUCACUGUCCCCGAGGUCCCACACUCCGAGCUUCACCUCCUGCAGCUCCUCCCACAGUUCCCUGGGCCUCUCGAGGGUUGACUGGGGCAACGGCCGGGACUCCUGGGAGCACUCUCCCUACACCAGGAGGGAGGAAGACCGAGACCCGGCCCCCUGGAGGGAGAACGGGGAGGACAAGCGGGACAAGACAGACACGUGGGCACAUGAUCGCAAACACUACCCGAGGCCCCUCGACAAAGCCGAGUUAGAGGAGCGACUCGAAGGAGCAGGAGCGAGGGGCCACCGAGAAAAGCACCCGAGGCCCGGGUCCCCCAGCCCCCUCCACUCCGCGUCGAGCUACAAGAGUCGAGAAGACGGCUACUACCGGAAGGAGCCCAAGGGCAAGUCGGACAAGUAUCUAAAGCAGCAGCAGCAGCAGGACGCCCCCGGGAGGCCCAAGAGGAAAGAGGAGGCCAGGCUGCGGGAGAGCAGACACCCCCACCACGACAACGCGGGCAAGGAAGGCGGGCUGGAGCCCAAGGUCACCAGGGCCCCUGAGAACACCAAGGCCAAACAGAGUGACAAAAGCAGAGCCAAGAGACCUGACAAAGACCAGGAGGGAGCCGAUGACAGAAAAGAAAGCAGAACGGCAGAGAAUGAGGCUGGCAAAGAGGGCGUGGAAGAAAACACCCCACUGGUGGGCAGGCAGGAGAAAGAAACAGAGUCCUCUGAUCCAGAAAACACAACAGAGAAGGAUCAAGAGUGGGAGAGUGGAAGUGAAGCAGAGGACGAGAGCUGGUACCCCACAAACAUGGAGGAGCUGGUGACUGUGGACGAGGUAGGGGAGGAAGAAGAUUUUAUCAUGGAACCGGACAUCCCAGAGCUGGACGAGAUCGUGCCCAUGGGCCAGAAGGACAAACUGUGCCCAGAAAUAUGUCCCUGUAUGACAGCCGCCUUACCCCUGGACCUAGCCGCGGAUUUCACCAAGGAGGGGGUCAAGACCAUAGGUAAUGGGGCCACGGAAAUCAGCCACAAAUCUCCCAAAGAAGUGCCUUCUGCCUCCACGAGCUGUCCCAGUGACACGGACGUGGAAAUGCCUGGCCUAAAUCUGGAGGCUGAGCAGAAGCCAGCUGAAUGCGAGACAGGCCUCUUACUGGCGGGUUCAGAUUGCUACGAGAAGCAGGCAAAGGGAGCAGAGAGCUCAGAUGUUCGUCUGUCCCCUGCACUCCAGCAAAUGUCUUCCCCCAAGCCAGCGGAGGAGAGGGCCCGGCAGCCUAGCCCAUUUCUUGAUGACAGCAAGGGCAAGGGGACUCCCGAAGAUGGGGCUGGUGAAGGCAGCCCCGUGGAGGAGAAAGCCAGCCCCCCCACCGAAACCGACCUCCAAAGCCAGGCUUGCCAAGGAGUGUCGACCCAGGAAAACUCCAGGUACUUGGAAGUGAAAUCUUUGGACGUGAGGUCACCAGAAUACACAGAAGUGGAGCUGAAACAGCCCCUUUCUCUGCCUUGCUGGGAACCGGAGGAUGUGUUCAGUGAACUUAGCAUUCCUCUAGGGGUGGAGUUCGUGGUACCCAGGACUGGGUUUUACUGCAAGCUCUGCGGGCUGUUCUACACAAGCGAGGAGAUGGCGAAGAUAAGCCACUGCCGCAGUGCUAUCCACUACAGGAACUUACAGAAGUACUUGUCCCAGCUGGCCGAGGAGGGCCUGAGGGAGACGGAGGGGGCAGGCAGCCCGAGGCCCGAGGACAGCGGAAUCGUGCCCCACUUUGAAAAGAAAAAGCUCUGACCUGUGCAGUUGGAAGCCAGGAGGGAGGGCCCGCCCCAGUGGGGCCUUCCUGACCACCAGGACGGGAACGAAAGCCAGAGGCAGAAGAAAACCAGGCAGACCAUGUUGCCUGAAGACGCCCCUGCCGUUUUUCCCAGAGUCAUUACCCCCCAGUGUGCAGCCCACCAGGGGUCGCCCACUCCCUCCUUAUGACUCCUGUUUCCUUCAGACAAUCUUUUCAGUGCUUCUCUCUCUUCUUCUCUCUCCCUCCUCCUGUGCCAAGGGUCAUUUCCUUUUCAUAAAAUACAACUUCUCAGGGAUUUUCACAGUGUUCAAAUUCUUGAUGGGUUAGGACAGGUCAGGCCAGGCUGAGUCAUCCAAGGAAGAAAACUUCGCAGAAGCUCCUGGGUCAAGAACUGCUUCAGUGAACCUGGAAUGGCUUCUCUGCCCGGCACCCCAGGCAGGGGGCGAUCUGCAUGGGGUCCAGCAGUCCCCGAGAGGGACGCCUUCAACAAUCAGUUGGCGGAAGCUGGGAGUUCCUCUAGCUGGACCGCCUUUUUGAAAAGCCCCUGAUUUUAUGAAUGAUUCUUUUGCCCUCUCGGUUACUCUGCAGAGAAUUUAACAGAGGAGGAAAUGAGCUCUUCAUUUGAGGAGCUCUGACAAUGUCCCCCGAAACUUAUUUUCCUCCGCUUGAUUUCAGGACGUGCCAGGGUUUGUUCUACUCUGAACAAUGAAUUUCUUGUAGACUCACUUUACCUAAAAACCAAAAUGGAAGCAUCCUCUCCCUCCAAUUAAAACAGUAGUCGGUAAGGGUUUAGGUUGAAUGUCAGCCUCCUUGCCACAGGAGAUGCCAAAACAAGGAAAUAGCAUCUGUCCUUGACUUACCCUUGGUGCCCAAGCUCUGGCUCCAGCAGCCUCGCUGUGGGGUGGUUUUAAGUGGGGUCCCAGUGUGGGGAGAAGCUAAGGAAAGAAGGCUGUGGGACUGCCGAGGAUCUGAGGGUGGCCUGUGUUUGUAGGUAGGCCAUUUCCGACUUGGCAGAAGGUCAAAGGCAUCUCAGAGUCAACUGCAGAGUUGUCUGCAUGUGCAGACCUUGAUUCAAAUGCUGUGAAGAACAAAGCCCUUGCCGUCAUCGGGCUGUCCGAUGCCAGAGGGCAGUGCCUUCAGGCCCCAGACAGGCUGCGGGACUCUCGUCUGAUGUUCUGUUGGAAGGCUUUGGGACAAAGGCGUAGUGGGAAAGGAGGCUUGGCUGCCGCCCCGGAGAAGACCUCAAGACCUCAGGGGGGGCCUGGUGCUGUUUCUGCAGCUGAGAUAUCGACUUGGAGGGGCUCCCCUGGCUCAGUCUUUGCAAGAUAGUCCCUGUUUCUAUUCCUGACCGCCAGCAGGUACACUAGGAAGAGACUGAUUUUUUUCCCUUUUUUCUUUUUAAGGUAGAUAGUAUACUGCGUAUUCUGUCCUCCGCACUAAAGGCAGAAGGGCAGAGAGAUUAUCUGAGUUCAACGCUAUUUAUCAGUGAGGAAACUGAGGCACAGAGAGGAAAGAAAUGUAGAACACAAAUAAAAUGAUCAUGUGUAAACCGUGGGGCAGAUGGUCACAGACGAGGAGAAGCCUGUUGGGAACCUGCAAGAGAAGGGUUAAGACACCAGAGGAAACGGAUCCACUCGCACAGGUGUGGUGAGAAGAGGCUGCGGGAGGCGGGAAGCCCGGACCUGGCACCUGGCUGCCGGGGGGCCUCAGAAAGGUCUGUGUCUCAGAGCAGGGUUUGAAGAUGGGGGCGCAGCCCGGACCGGACCUGGGUGGUCCCCUGGCUGCCUCCACGGGUGUUUUUUUUAAAAUCUGGCAUUCUGGGAAUCAGCCUCCUCCAUUUCUCGGAAAAUCUCUGGCCCUGUGUAUCUGCCUUCCCACCAGAGGGGAGCCCAGGGCCAGCUCUCCAGCCUCCUUGCAGAACCUUGCUGGGAAAAGCCUACCACCUUGGGCAGAGGCUGGAACUGUGCAUUUUCAAAGAGGCUGGCAGUCUUCUCCCAGCAGAGUGGAAGCUGACCCCAGCAGCGUUUCCAUGGAAAUCUGGAUGGCUGUUCAAAUAGCCUCAUUCCUGAGUCAUGUAACAGCUCCCUUGCUAACAAGUGGACCUUCUCCAUAUUGGAAAGCUGGAGAGAGCCCGUGGGAGGGAGGAGAGGUACUCUGCACUCGAUCAGAACAGUUAAAAAAACUACCCAAGAAUCUGUAUUUGUGUGUACAUAUAUUUAUUUUUAUUUAUUUUUAUACAAUCCCAUUGGCAUGGUCCUUCACCCACUCUGCAGUUUGCUCUUUUUAUUCCUACAUGUGUCAGACACACUGCAGCAUUAAAGGCAACCAGGAAAAUAUUGAUUUAUUUUUUAAAGUUUUUCUUCAGUGAGUGUCAACCAUUUCAAAGUGUCUCCCCCCAAAGAUUGUUCAACAGCAGCUGUUACCUUGAACAACAGAUUCAUUUGUACCCUGGGUUAAUACAACCAAAGGUCUGUGUAAUUUUCUUCUCAUUGUAAACACCUGAAAUAAAGUAUACGCAAACAGUAUUUCCAAAUAAUUUGGUAAAUUUGCAGUUGAUGCAAGUAUCAGGGUUCCCUUUUCUCGGACAGUCUGAGGCUGUGAUCUGUUAGAUUUUACUUGAACUGGACCAGAGUUUGUUUUUUGAGCUUAGGAGAAAAAGAAAAACACUAGUUAAUUUCAGUUGGAACUUGUAAAGUAUUAGAAUUUGUUGGAUGUCCUAUAAAUUGUCACUUUUCCUGAUCUGUAUAACUGACUGCAAGUGUUUGUUUUUACAAAAGGAAAAAAAAAGAUUUUUAAUAAAGAGAAUGUGAAAGCUUG
Artibeus jamaicensis (Jamaican fruit-eating bat) is the source of this 6885-nucleotide messenger RNA. RefSeq names its product RNA binding motif protein 20 (gene RBM20). Bases 411 to 4064 code for a protein of 1217 amino acids. Lineage: Eukaryota; Metazoa; Chordata; Mammalia; Chiroptera; Phyllostomidae. The transcript has 14 exons. Gene Ontology annotation, biological process: regulation of RNA splicing. The record is from RefSeq and is a predicted model, not a curated record. Gene Ontology annotation, molecular function: mRNA binding; zinc ion binding. Gene Ontology annotation, cellular component: nucleus.